GAAGUCAUCAUAUUCUUACUAGAGAAGCCUGUUAGGUAUAUAGAAUUGUCUCAUGGAAAAUUUUUUUAGAAACAAAAUGCAGGCUCUUAAGCCCGUUCGAACAAGCGUAGAAGGUAAAUAUCUAAAAAUGACAGAAAAAGAAGAGGAACCCUUAAGUCCGUGGUCUAGUGCGUUUGUGAAAUCGGAAUCCGGUGUCUAUGUCAUCGCCAUUUUAGGGUUCAAGAACAGAAUAAACCCUAGUUUUUUCAAGGAUAACCUGAUGCAUACUUUGAUGAGGAAUCCUCGCUUCUCUAGUUUGCAGGUUAUUGAUGACAAAGACGGGAAGGUGAAAUGGAUAAGAACAAGUGUGAAUGUGGAAGACCAUGUGAUAGUCCCACAGCUCAAUCAAGAAAUGGGGUUAUCACCACAUGCAUUCUUGGAAGAUUACAUCUCUAAUUUAAGCAAAACAAAUUUAGAUAUUUCAAAGCCUUUAUGGGAUUUUCAUAUCCUAAAUCUUAAAACUGAUGACGCUGAAUCUGUUUGCAUUCUUCGCGUUCAUCACGCUCUCGGAGAUGGAUUCUCUCUCAUUUCUCUUUUACUUUCUUCAACUCAUAAAGUUUCUGAUCCAGAGGCAUUUCCAUCCUUUCCAAUGAAGAAGAAGAAGGAGAAAUAUGAAGAGCAGAAUAAUUUGAGUUACUUUGCCAAGUGUUGGUUGAUUUUUAGAUUUUACUGGAAUAGUAUGGUUGACGUUAUAAUGUUGAUUGCAACAUUAUUUUUCUUCAAGGAUUCGAAAACACCUAUUACGAAUUCUACUUGUCGUGGAUCUUUUGGCAGACGGAUUGUUUACAAAAUUUUUAGUUUGGAUGACAUUAAAUUGGUGAAAAAUGCCACAAACACUACCGUGAAUGAUGUUAUCACGGCGGUAUUACAAGCAAGUCUGUCUCGUUACCUCAACAGGCUAUACGGUGAUAACAAUAGAGCAACGGAGGAGAACAACAAUCUUCCAAAAAGACUCAAUGUUAGGGCAGCAGUUCCUGUGGCCUUGGACUUGGGGCUUAAUGCUUUACGUGACAGAGUGGAGCAAAAUAGUAAUAUGGGGAGCAAUAACUUUGGUUUUGUUUUCAUUCCAUUAAGAAUUGCAAUUAAAGAUGACCCACUUGAUUAUGUUCGUAGCGCUAAGGCUGCUAUGGACCGGAAAAAGAAUUCUCUGGAAGCCAUUGCCUCUGCCACCAUUCUCAAGCUAUUGAUAUACUUCUUUGGCAUCAAGGGUGCAAGUUUUAUGGCUCGAAAAAUCCCUUCUCAAACGACAAUGCUUCUAUCAAAUCUGCCUGGACCCACCGAAGAAAUUGCUUGGUAUGGUCAUCCAAUAAGCUUUAUAGCUCCCACCGUUUAUGGCGCUCCAAAAGCUCUGACUAUGCAUUUUCAAAGCUAUUUCAACAAGAUGGCAAUUGUUCUCUCGGUUGAUGAAAGUGCAAUUCCUAAUCCUCACCAGUUAUGUACUGAUUUCGAAGAAUCUUUAAAGCUCAUCAAGGAUGCUGCCAUAGCAAGGGCAAACAACAGUGAUGGGGCCAUAAAUUAAAGUUAAAGGGAUUACAAAAAUAAUUAAUAUAAAAUAUAAUAAUUUAUAAUUUAUAAAACUGUAAAAUUUUUAGAAUUACAAAAAUAUCAUAUUUGAAAUUUUAUUGUUAAAUAUGAAGAAAAAAAUAAAUUGUAUUUGACACUUGAAGACAAGUGGUUAUUAGCAGUGAUUAUAAAUGUGUGUUUAUAAUAUUAUAAUAAUUUUAGCAA
Messenger RNA from Jatropha curcas, 1767 nucleotides. RefSeq names its product medium-chain-alcohol O-fatty-acyltransferase. The record is from RefSeq and is a predicted model, not a curated record. Gene Ontology annotation, molecular function: diacylglycerol O-acyltransferase activity. Gene Ontology annotation, cellular component: plasma membrane. Gene Ontology annotation, biological process: triglyceride biosynthetic process. Lineage: Eukaryota; Viridiplantae; Streptophyta; Magnoliopsida; Malpighiales; Euphorbiaceae.